Purpureocillium takamizusanense is the source of this 2284-nucleotide messenger RNA. RefSeq lists its product as uncharacterized. The record is from RefSeq and is a predicted model, not a curated record. Bases 795 to 1742 code for a protein of 315 amino acids. NCBI's taxonomy places the organism in Eukaryota, Fungi, Ascomycota, Sordariomycetes, Hypocreales, Ophiocordycipitaceae. The transcript has a single exon.
CGACCUCCCUGAGUGUCUAUUGCCCGACGGCAAGCCCAUGGACAUUGUGUUUUGUCAUCGGCGUUCACAUGGCAAACGAUCGGGUCCCGAACGGGCAGUGCCACGCCAAGAAUGUGCUGCGCUGGCUGAGCAAAGCCUACACAAACACUGGUUGGCCUCCGCGGAACAACCACGUGCGAUCCUGCGUCUUCGUCACCACCUCACGGACAGAGUCGGGCGCUGCACUCGUUCCAUCCCACGAAUGCGAUCAACGCGGCGAAUGUUUGAAAGGGCUCAUGCCGUCGAAAUGGAGGGGACGCCAAGAUCGGCGACAACGCGCGCCAUGCAGAGAUCUCCCCUUGAACUUGCCGUGACGAUGCUCUCAGGUGUUACAGUACAGUGUCGCACUUGAGACAGAAGUGGAUUUACUGACGCACAAAACUUGGCGCCUGAGCGGGCUUGCCACUUACCAUUCUGCAUGAACAUGCAGUGCUGCUUGACGUGGCAUACUCGGCGUUCGACAUUAGCGCCACCUACUUACAUGGCUUCCGGGCUGCCAUCGACGCCCGCACCUCCCUUGUCCGUCAUACCAGCGUGGCAUAGGUCUUGCGGUUGAAUCUCCUCCCUAUAUCGCGUGGGCUGAGUGCGUCUACAUCGCAACUGCUCGACAUUGAGGCAAGGUAGAACGCAAGCAGUGAUGCCUCUGUCCUUACGCCGCGAAAAUUGAGACAACUUGACCAGCUCGUGUGUCGUCGCCUCCUUGCUAACUUGUUAGCUUGUCUAGCCACAGGCAGCUUGGAAAACCAUCAUCGGUCAUGGGUUCUCCUGUUCGGAAAGUUUGCCUCGUUGGCGCCAGCGGCACCGUUGGUUCGGCUAUACUCUCCGAGCUUCUCGCUGCUCGCUGUUUCAUCGUUUCCGUGCUCCGCCGUUCCACAUCCUCCUCGGUGCCGCGCCAGACGGAGGCCAUCGCCUCGAUCCUCUCCGUCUCCCCCGCCUUUGACACGGACGAGCUGUCGCAGGCCCUCGUCGGCCAAGACGCCGUCGUCGCUGCCUUUCCCGUAUCGGAUGUUGGCCAGCACCUGCGGCUUGCAGAAGCCGCGGCUCGUGCUGGCGUGUUGAGGUUCAUUCCCGCCGACUUUGGGUCUUGCGACGCCUCGAAUUCUUUUGCGCAGGAGUGCGCCCAGCUAUAUCGCGACAAGAUGCGCAUUCGCGGGUACUGUGGCGAGCUGGCCGCCCGGUCUGCGACUUUCUCCUGGACGUCACUCGUAUGCGGACACCUUUUUGACAAGGAUCUUUACGAGGGGUAUUUGCGCUUCCAUCUCGACACAUGUAGCGCAGAGAUAUUCGAUGGCGGUCACGACAGAGCCUCGUCCUCAACCCUCCGCCGCAUUGGCCAGGCCGUUGUCUCCGUCCUUCGGGACCACCUGGAGGAAACCUGCAAUCGAACUCUGUUCAUCCAAAGUUUUAACCCGACCCAGGCCGAGAUCCUCGCAGCCCUUGAGCAGGCCACAAGCAAAACGUGGAGAACCAAACACAUCGACUCGGAUGUUUUCCUCGAGAGACAACGACGUCGGUUCGAAGAGGGUAACGAGGACGCCCUCGAGGAAAUUGUAUUCGUACUUGGCACUCGCGAUGCGGACUGGUCACAUAAAGACAGUUUCGCCAACAGGCUGCUCGGACUCGAGAACGAGAAUUUAGACAAUGUAGUGUCCCAAGUGGUAGCAAAGCACGCAAGGGCAGGCAAAGAGCCGCCCAGGGAUUGAUGAAAGCUGAAGGCAUUUUGUCAAUUGGAAGCCCCUUGUCCGGUGGCAUCCUCACAUCUGCAACGCAUUCAGUGUCUUAUGGACAGGGGAUCUAUUGACAUGGUCCACCGGUGUGGAGCAUGUGUGGCCGAGUACUUUGGCCGCUGCUCUGCAGAGCCACGGCAGGACGCGCGCAUUGAUGCCCGAUCAUUGAUGGCCCGUGGCACACCGCCAGGACUGGCCUGGAACUAUUGGGUUCAAGUAUCGUUCCCGUUACAAAUGUACUUUGACCUUACAUGGCCCUGCACAACGUGCUGUAUCUAUUGCGGUAUGAAUUUGAAGCGAGACCGGCAUCAUGGUUGGUAUUCUCGAUUUCCACUGGGAAGCGUCGGCUGUGAGUUGACUCCGGCACCGGAGACGUGGCGACAAGCAUUGUGGUCCACUGUCUCCUGGCACAUUUUGCUUGCAUUAUCCACGGCGACUGGCCGGCAUCAAAAAUCACCAAUCUAGGGCGAUGCCAUUUUGCAUGCUACAUGGUCUGGGCUCCGUUACAGCUAGCCGGG